AUGGCCAACCGCCCGAGCUUGCUCGACCUGCGAGCCAACUCGAAUCAUUCUGGGACGUCGACCUCGUCCAAGCCACUGCGCUCCCCACGUAUGCACGUCGCCGGUGAGGCGCCGCCGGAACUGUCGCCCCUGGAUGCAUUCGCCCUUCAGAGCCGACUGCUGGCCAGGCAGCUCCAGGAGAGCAACAGAGAUGGCAACAGGGUUAGCCGGCUACCGCCCUUGACGGUCGAAAGCCCUUUGAUUCAACAGGGCCGCUCCGAUUAUUUUCGCUCCAUGUCGUACGAGCCGUCAGAUGCAGACGAGUCUCCGGAGCUAGAUAAUUCGGGGCUCGGCCUGAGGACGGCAGUCGAGGAAGCCUUCACGCCCGAGGAGCGGCCCAGGUCGAUGCAUCCGCGAAUGAGUCAGAUUCCGCCGACGCCUGACGAUUCGGUCCCUGUCCCAUUGUUGCCGGACCACGCCAGGGACCUCUCGCGAGGCCGUAUGCUGAAUACGGUUGACGAGGACCAGGAUCUCUUUGGGGCACGACGCGAUCGUUCACCGUCGCCCCUCCAGAGUGACACGCACUCACACCUAGAGAAAUCGCCCGCGCGCAAGCGGGAGUCACUGGCACUGCCGACGUCACAGCACAACGUGUCCACGACUGAUUCACCAGACAAGUCCCGGCAAGACAGCUUCGAUGAGUUGGGCCUCGCACCGCCGCGUAACCUGUUCCCAAAGCGGUCGUCGAGCAUCAUGUCAUCCCCUCCGACUGGGGAUGACGAGACAUCGAGUAACAUGGCUGGAUCGUUUCACUCACUGCCAGCGCGAAAGCUGUCCUCUGGCAGUGCCGCCUUUGCCAAUGCGAACCCAUCGCCCGCGAUCAGCUCCUUUCACCGGUCACCGUCGGUGGCGUCCGAUUCCUCAGCCCUCCCACGACCAUCUUUUAACUUCUCUCGCCCUCUUAGCCGAGCUGGAACCCCGGGCCUCGACAUGCCGACUAGACAGGCGUCAUCGGAUAGUCAACCCUCUUUUGUACUCGCAGACGACUCCGCCCACACCCCUGUCAGCAUGCACAGCGAGGCUUUCAUGGACCAGCAGAUUGAUGACGGCACAGGUGCCGCUCCGUCGUAUAUCUAUUCCAAGUUUUCCCUCCCAAGGGGCAAGGUGAUACAACGCUCUGAGCCAUCUGAAGGCCAGCCUACAGCAAAUUUCCAAUGGGAGCCGCCAGCUGUGCCUUCCAGCAACGUGCACAGACAUCCUCUAGGGGCGCCACCGUCGCCGCCGACGCGGCCGUCGAGCUCCUCGGCAAGGACUGUGCCUGACGACGCUGUGAGCAUGAUGAGCGGCAUCACGAGGCCGUCCAUGGAUACGGGGAAAAGGAGCUUGGAGAGUUCCAGACUCGGCCUCACGGCCCAGACAUCUUCAAGCAGCAGCAGGCCAUCUGCUGACGCCGGUCGUCCCUCUGAAGACGCGCCUCGAGGGCGAACUCGCACUUCACCUCCGCACGAUGCCGCAACACGAGGGCAAACGCCGGCAUCGGCCGGUACCAGCGAUUCAGCCAGUACGAUACGACCCUCCCCGACCGUUCGCUCGCUUGCCCCCUCGGCGUCUACGAUGACUGCAGAGGAGCACUUGGCCAAGGGCAUUGAAUGCCACGAGAAUGGCUCGUUGAACGAAUCAACCUAUCACCUCCGGCAUGCCGCCAAGCAGAACAACCCCACUGCCAUGCUUCUUUAUGCCCUGGCGUGCCGACACGGCUGGGGCAUGCGAGCAAAUCAAAGAGAGGGUGUCCAGUGGUUGCGAAAGGCUGCUGAGCACGCCCAAAUCGAAAUCGCAGACGACGAAGAUCGGGCCAAGGAAGGGAGGCCGGCCAACUUCCUCGAGACCAAGGCCCGUAAGGCGCAGUUUGCGCUGAGCAUAUAUGAGCUUGGCGUCAGCCAUAUGAAUGGCUGGGGCAUCGAGCAAGACAAGGUGCUUGCGCUGCGAUGCUUUGAAAUCGCUGAUUGGGGUGACGUCGACGCCCUCGCGGAAGCAGGCUUCUGCUACGCACAGGGAAUUGGGUGCAAGAAGGAUCUCAAGAAGAGUGCCAAGUUCUACCGACUGGCUGAAGCCAAAGGCAUGAGCAUGGUCGGCAACAUCAAAGUACAACGACGAUGGCGCCAAAGACAAAGCCAAGAAGAAGGCCAGAAGCAAGUCACGCACACGGACAAUGUUUGGUCUGAAAUGAGGCUUGCGGCCCCUGACACACCAUCUUUCACGAUCAUGACCUCUACCAUCAUACCCAUCUACGCUGGAGUUUGGGAUUCUUGCAUCACACACACACACACACACACACACACACACACACAAACUGGGGAUAAUUUGCAUCUUGAGAGCGGGGCAGUUUGUCAAUCGACAACAUACUACAAACGAAUACGACGGCGUCGUGAGGUGCGCAUGGGAGGCGCCCGUUGA
Molecule: messenger RNA, 2433 nt
Organism: Purpureocillium lilacinum
Lineage: Eukaryota; Fungi; Ascomycota; Sordariomycetes; Hypocreales; Ophiocordycipitaceae
Source: RefSeq, a predicted model, not a curated record